UUUCCUCAAGACUGUAAUUUUUUACAGAAAAUAAGUUUGAUGGGCCUCUUUAGUCUUUAUAUUUCUAUAACAAGUGUAGAAAGUGGAGAGAGAGGAACCAAAUAAAUAAUCAUUUAUGGAAUUAAUAAACCUUACUAGGAGAGAGUUCUACAUAUAAAAAUUGAUGAUGACAUUGUGGAGGCAGCUCAUGACCAAUUUGGCUUCUGACAAAAAAAAUAAAUAAAAAGAAUUAAGGCAACCGCCCUGCCUAAAAACUGAUGCACGUUUAGCAGCUUCUUUGGUCGUCUCAAUAGCUUGAGAAUCUCCACUUUGCAGAGUCCCUUUAGCACAUUUGAUGCUUAUCUUGUCACUUUCUUCCCUCUGGCAAAACGCCAGCAGCAUCUCUUGUCCUUCUGGGAUUAUAACAAGAUAAAUGAAACCUAAAUUUCCAAGACAAAUCGGUGAACCCAAAUCUUUUUACUAUCUUAUUGCUGCUUCCCAAACCAAGGAGUGAGAGUAAAAGGCAUGGAGGUGACCAAUAGGUAUGUUGUAACCAAGGCGUAUAUAGAUGGUGCACCAAAAGAGAGUGAAUUUGAGCUCAAAUCUGAAGCUAUUUCUCUGUUGCUUGAGCCUGGAUCAAAUGAUGUUAUUGUUAAAAAUCUUUAUGUUUCCAUUGAUCCUUACCAGCUUAACCGAAUGAAGAGUCGGAGUUCAUCACAGACACAUUCCAGUUUUGCAACUGCAAUUAAUCCUGGAGAUGUUAUUGAUGCUUAUGGAAUAGCAAAAGUUUUGGCUUCAGGGAAUCCUGAAUUUCAAAAGGAUGACUUGGUUAUUGGACUCAUUACUUGGGGAGAAUAUAGUGUAAUCAAACCCGGUGCCAUGCUAAGGAAAUUUGAUCCUAUGAGAUUUCCAAUGUCACACCACGUAGGCAUUCUAGGAUUUAGUGGACUAACAGCCUAUGCCGGAUUAUUUGAAGUAUGCAAGCCAAAGAAGGGUGAAAAAGUGUUUGUAUCUGCUGCUUCAGGAUCAGUCGGAAAUUUAGUCGGACAGUAUGCCAAACUGUUCGGUUGCUACGUUGUUGGCUGUGCCGGAAGCAAAGAAAAGAUAGCAAUGCUAAAAGAGAAACUUGGCUUUGACGAUGCAUUCAAUUACAAAGAAGAAACUGAUUUGAAAGCAACUCUCAAAAGGUAUUUUCCUGAUGGGAUUGACAUAUACUUCGACAAUGUUGGGGCUGAAAUGCAAGAGGCAGCAAUAGCUAAUAUGAAAAUAUUCGGUAGGGUAGCAGUUUGUGGAGUGAUUUCCGAGUAUACAGAUAGUGGAAGAAAAGCUGCACCUGAAAUGAUAGAUGUUGUGUACAGGAGAAUCAAAAUCCAAGGGUUUUUAGCUGCUGAUUUCAUGAAUGUAUAUGCAGAUUUCAUUUCAACAACCUGUGAUUAUCUUCGUGCUGGCAAGAUGCACGUUCUUGAAGAUAUCUCAACUGGUGUAGAGAGCAUUCCCACAUCAUUAAUUGGACUUUUUAGAGGUCAUAACAUUGGGAAGAAGAUGGUUCAAUUAGCAGCAGAGUAGUUAUUGUUUGAUUGCAAGUCUACAAAAUUUUCCAGUCCAUUUUGUGGGUUUUUUGUUGGCUAAUUAAGUUGUGUUGUUGAGUUCCAUGUCAACUAUUUCAUCAGAAAAUCCAAUAAAAAUAACUGCUGAUAAUCUUUGUGGCCAUUGUCUGCAACUGCAAUAUCUUUUCGUCUGAAACUGAAAAGCUUAUGUUUAUCAAUGUUCAGUGAAAACUUGUACAUGUUGCAUAUAAAUAGCCAUCAGAAUGUCAAUAAAUAUUUGUUACACAAA
Messenger RNA from Ricinus communis (castor bean), 1815 nucleotides. RefSeq names its product 2-alkenal reductase (NADP(+)-dependent). Gene Ontology annotation, molecular function: oxidoreductase activity, acting on the CH-CH group of donors, NAD or NADP as acceptor. The coding region runs from base 505 to 1545 and encodes 346 amino acids. The record is from RefSeq and is a predicted model, not a curated record. The transcript is spliced from 5 exons. Lineage: Eukaryota; Viridiplantae; Streptophyta; Magnoliopsida; Malpighiales; Euphorbiaceae.